Messenger RNA from Camellia sinensis, 4087 nucleotides. RefSeq names its product DNA binding protein. The record is from RefSeq and is a predicted model, not a curated record. Gene Ontology annotation, cellular component: nucleus. NCBI's taxonomy places the organism in Eukaryota, Viridiplantae, Streptophyta, Magnoliopsida, Ericales, Theaceae. Gene Ontology annotation, molecular function: protein binding. Gene Ontology annotation, biological process: regulation of cell cycle.
UUUUAGAAGCUACUGUCAUAUUAGAGUGACGAGAGAGAGAGAGAGUCCUCAAUGACUUCAAUGGCUAAACCUGAUGAAGAGAAAUGCGACGGUCUCGAAAUCAUUUCAAUCGGAACUCUAUACAGUGGUCUUUGGGACAAGAAGUACUGGAGCUCCUCUAGGUUUUGCAGGGUAAAGAUCGAUACCCUUACCCAGUUGGAUACAAAGCUGUCCGAACUCAUAAUGGGAAUACUUAUAAAAUGGAAAUUUGUGAAGGUCUCAAAGGGCCUUUAUUUUCGAUCACUUAUACUGAUGGAGAGUCAUGUUCUGGACAAACUCCAGAUAUUGCAUGGAAAAACUUUCAAAAGAAAGGAUGCCCUCACAUAAAAUUGUGGCAUGGAAAGAGAUUUUCGUGUAAGAUAGAUGGUGUUGAGUUUUUUGGAUUCAAAAACCCAUUUGUUCAGAGGUUACUUCGGGAAUUGGUGGCAAAUGUUGGUGGAACUGCAGAACAGAGUUUCUCGUCAUCCAGCUUUGGCAAUGGGGAUUCUGGAACAAAGAACCACACUCAAUGCAAAGAAUCAUGUACCUACCUUGCAAGAACACCACAGAUCAAAGGGAAGAGAAGCAGGAAGCAGAAAACCAUAAAUUUCAAGACAUUUGAAGGCAGCCUUAAAAAACUCCGACCUAAAGAUCAGAUGCAUAAUAAUGACAUUUCGGACUCCAGACAAGGGACUCAUUGUUAUCUUAAUGGUGCUUUGGCGGCAUCAAUAAACUUGAAAACUGUAGUUGAGGGAGAAAAUAAUCCCUUCAUAGCCAAAGAUGGUUUGCCUUUGGAAUCUUCUCACUCUGAUCAUCUCAAAGAAGUUACUCCCCAUAAAGAAAGCAAUCUUGUUAGUUCUGAAAACUGUAUAUCCUCUGGGAUUGCUGGCAAUUUAUCCAUCCAUGAUCAAUCUCUUGAUAGGUCAAAACAUGCUGAAAUGCAAAGGUUCUAUUCAUCAAUGGCGUCAGAAGAUAAAGAUGGAGAAGCUCCAAUUUCAACAGACACCCAAAAUGUCAAUGAUAUGGAUCUGUAUGCACCUGAUACUUUGGACCUUCUGCAGGAUAGUACUUCGGAUUCUCAACGAGAUAGCCUAAAGGAAAUUCCUUGCAAUGGGAAAUGUGAGUUAAUUGCUCAAAAUGUUGCAGUUUCUGAGGUGCCAGCACCUGAUUUGCAUCCACAAGAAGAGAUGGGCACAUUGACUGCAAGUUCUGAGAAGAGUGAUUUUGAUUCAGUUGGUCAGGAAAUAACCAAUUCAAUGAUGACAGUUCUGCUUCCUCGAGCACUUCCACUUCUCAAAACAUUCUCAAGGAAGCAAAAAAAAAUCAUGGACCCUUCAGAAAUUUCUCCUUGUAGGGAACAAUCCCCGAAGGAAAAUAACAAAACUGACCACCAUGUGGAUGUUGCAUCUUCAGAAGCGCAUACUCAGAGUCCCCUUUUAGGCCAGCAGGAAAACAAGAAGAUGCAUAUCUUGAAAACGGAUCCUGGUUCAGUUGUCCCAAGUUCUGGACAAAAUGCACCUGUUGAUCCUGAUAAUAGUGUCAAUAGUGAUCAAUCCGGUCCUGAUGUUGCUGAAGCUGGUUUAACAACCAUGGGUGAAAGCAAAACUAGAUCUGACACUUUGGGGUUGCCUGUUGGUGUUGAUGCAUCAGUUCAGCCAUCAAUUUGUCAAGUUGGUAGCAGUGACAACAAAAAUAUUUGCUCUUACAAUAAAGGACCUGUGGCCUUGAUUGCAUGUAAUGAGGAUAUUUGUGGACAUUCAGAUGAAAAAUUUAUGCGCCUUGAAAUCCAUUCCAAGGAAAAGGACCACAAUGCGUCACCUAAUUAUUCUAAAGGUACAAUUGAUGACAACUCAACAACCAUGGCGAGCUUUAUUCAAGCAUCAGAUAAGGAAAUCAGUCUUAAUAACAGGGUAGCUGGUGCUGGCAAUACUUCCUUUACUCAAAUCCAAAAUAAAGCUACUUCAACAAGAAAACACAAUGGUCCUCUCACAGAAAGUAUAAUUUUCAGAAGCUUUACUGAUGGUGAUGCCCCUGCCUCCGACACGUAUACUGCCACAAACUUUUUUCUUGCCUCAGAGAUUCAAUCUGCUAGCUCCUCCAAUCAUCGCCCACAUAAAAGUGUUUCAUCUGGUGUUGAUGCCAGACUAGAAAGAUGGCCCCACAGUUUGCACCCACAGAAAAAUACCAAAAUUGCUAAUGGUGUACUUCAUAAUGUGGUUAUGGUUUUGCCACAAAACCAAGCAUUUGUUUGUCCCUCAAAUAUCAAUGACAAUUUGGAUUCUCUUGAUCCAUCUGCUUCAUGCAUAGGAAAAUCUAAUGCCCUUGUUGACGAGGAUCUGCAGAGGAACCAAAAUCUUGUUGAUAUAAGCAAUUCUGUAUCAUGGUUGCAAAAACAGGGUACGAGUUUCUGUGUGAAUCAUGGGGAAGUUGCAGAUGAUUCAAUCUUAAAGCCUCUGAUGAGCAUGGGGCAUAUUGACAAACCAGAGAGAAUUGUUGAGUUUGUGGGAUGUUAUGUACACCCCUUGCCAAUUUCAUUAGUGUUAUUGAGCAAAAUAGAGAAUGAAAUCUAUCUUUGUGUUCUAUGUGGUAUUCUUGUUGAUAAGAGUGGAAUCUUGUUUAUGUACAAGGUAUCAUUACAAGAACAAAGGGUAGGAUGCCCUUCUUUCAUUGGUCACACGCCAAUCCUGUUGCCAACUUCAAGAGAUGCGUUUGGUAGAGAAAUUGCACUGGACAGAUCUGGUUUGCAAGUCACUCCGGAUGGGCAGUGUCUUGUUUUACUGGAAAGUGUGAAAGCUCCUUAUUGCAGGGAAGGUAAAAUGCAGUGUCCAUGCUCCGCUUGUAGAUCAGAUUGCUUUAAAAGCAAUGUGGUAAAGGUCGUGCAAGUAAAGCAUGGCUAUGUUUCAGUUGUGGUGAAGUUAAAGGCAGUUGACAAUGUUCAUUGUAUAUUAGUUUGUGAACCUAACUGUCUUAUCGGCGUUGAAGAGAGUGGGAGAUUGCAUCUAUGGGUCAUGAACUCAACAUGGAGUGCACAGGUGGAGGAAUGUGAUUUAUCAACUGCUGACUGCAUAUUUCCUUGCAUAGUGGAGUUGAAGAGAAUUCCUAACUGUUCUGCUCUUGUUGUUGGUCAUAAUGGCUUCGGGGAAUUUAGUUUAUGGGAUAUUUCCAAGCGCACCUUUUUAGCAAGGUUUUCUUCUCCAAGUAAUUCAGUUUUUCAGUUCCUGCCAAUCAGUUUAGUUAGGUGGCAAAGCGAAGGUCAUGGGGACCCCAUCAACAAUAUUAUCGCUGCAACUAAAACAUCAUUAUUGGAGCAGGGUGAGAACCAUGUGUCUAUUCCAAUAGAGGGGGAAGAUGUGGCUAUUUGGAUUUUUGUCUCAACUGUCUGCAAUUCCGAUGUUCAACAUGACUUGGAAUCAAGCAAUCACAAAAUAAACCCAGUUGGAUUUUGGAGGCUAGCUCUGCUGGCGAAAAACAGGGUGAUCUUGGGAAGUGCAUUGGAUCCAAGUGCUGCUGCAAUAGGUGCAUCAAGUUAUGUUGGCAUCAUUGGAACAUGUGAUGGACUUGUUUACAUGUGGGAACUGUCUUCAGGAACUAAGCUUCGGGAUCUGCAUUGUUUCAAAGAUGUUGGAGUCUCAUGUAUUGCGAUUGAUGAUUCAAGGUCGGGUCCUCUGGCUGUUGCUGCUGGAGACCAACUGAUGGUUUAUUUGCCUUCUCAAGGAGGCAUUUUCUGAUCACCGUGGUAAUAAUAUGCAAACAAGUCUACUCAUUCUCUAAGAUGAUCUUACCUGUGGACCUGUUGGCCAGUGAAGAACCAUAUUGUUUUUUUAGUUGUGCCAUGCAAACUACCAAGCAAUGCAGAGUGGACAGAUUUUUAGGUGUACAAUCUGUCAUGAAUGUUGUAAUUUUGUACCUCUUUUCUGUUCAGUUCAAAUUUUGAUGAAAGUUACACCUAUUGCCCUCGUCAGUGUAAAUAGGUGUACAAUCGUCAUAGCGAGAAUGUUGCAAUUUUGUACUUGUAUCUGUUUUCGGUUCAAAACUGAUAAAAAAUGACACCUACGUUGUGUUUAGAUCA